CCAAAGCAUCCCAAGAAAGUUCAAGUCGGUUUUCCUAACUGAAAUUUGCGACCACUAUUCUCUCGUAUUCACCAAAGGUCGUCAUGGUUCCCUAUCUAUGUUUGGCAGCUUUUGUGACCGAUGCACCUAUAAUUCUGGCGUCCUGCGAUUUGGCUUCUCUGGAAGUACGGCUUCGUGUUAUCUCGCGUACAAAGUGGUGAUCAGGCCUCUUCAAUAGCUAACACACUGCUACCCAUGUGGUUUUUCUUUUAUUUUGUCCAGUCUAUCAAUCUGAGUUGCAAGCAUGUUCCAUUACUCAGUUGAGGGGUAUAAUGUUCAACACUGGAAUCGGGCAGCACAUUUUGAAAAACCCAUUGGUGGUCAAUGGCAUUAUUGAGAAGGCAGCUCUUAGACCAACAGACGUGGUGCUGGAGGUCGGACCAGGAACUGGUAACAUGACCGUCAAACUGCUGGAGAAGGCAAAAAAGGUUGUUGCUUGCGAGCUGGACACCAGGCUUGUUGCUGAACUUCAGAAGAGAGUGCAGUGCACGCCAAUGCAGACGAAGCUGCAGAUCUUGGUGGGAGACGUGUUGAAGGCAGAGCUGCCCUUCUUUGAUGUUUGUGUGGCCAACUUGCCUUAUCAGAUCUCAUCGCCCUUUGUGUUCAAGCUGCUUCUUCAUAGGCCGUUUUUCAGGUGUGCGGUGCUGAUGUUCCAGCGGGAGUUCGCCAUGCGGCUGGUGGCCAAACCUGGGGACAAACUCUACUGCCGCCUGUCCAUCAACACGCAGCUGCUGGCCCGCGUGGACCACCUGAUGAAGGUGGGGAAGAACAACUUUCGGCCUCCUCCUAAAGUGGAGUCCAGCGUGGUCAGAAUAGAACCAAAAAAUCCUCCCCCGCCAGUUAACUUUCAGGAAUGGGACGGCCUUGUGAGAAUAGCAUUUAUAAGAAAAAAUAAGACUCUCAAUGCAGCAUUCAAAUCCACAGCAGUUGAGCAACUGUUGGAAAAGAAUUACAGGAUUCACUGUUCUGUGCACAACAUUGAAAUCCCAACAGACUUCAGCAUCGCGCAAAAAAUAGAGGGAGUUCUCCGGGAAACAGAGUUUGGUGAGAAGCGUGCUCGGUCCAUGGACAUCGAUGACUUCAUGGUGCUUCUCCACGCUUUUAAUUCAGCUGGGAUCCACUUCUCCUAAAUGGACCAUUUUCAGGAAUGCCAGGAUCGAUGGAUGCCAUGCCAGUGAUGAAGUGAUUCUCAUGGACAAUGAAUCUGCCACCUUGAAUGAACAUUAUGGAUUGUGUCAUGUCGGCCAAGAUUCCUUGGAGAUUCCCCAAGAAUCCAUGCUUUCCAAAUGAAUACCUGAGCUGAACAUGCAUUUGUGAAACCCUGUCAUUUGUCCUGGGCCUUGUUGUGUUUUCUAAAUGCGGGUUGAGGUAUAUUAGUUUGCUCUCAAGACUCUCACAGAAGGACACUGCAGUUAUGUAAGGUAUCAUUACCCAGUCACAUUUGUCAGUGUGCUGAAGGAUGUGUAUUUUACUGUAGAAAGAUUUAGAACUGCAGGACUGAGACCUACAUGGAAAUGAGUCAACCUGCAACUGCAAUGCGCAUAAAGUAUGUGCAUUUCACAGAGAAGGUGGGUCACCCCUCUGAUAAUAGGCACUGUGUAAUAUCCGAUGGAUCUGACUCACUGUGGCCAUUAAAGACCCCGUGACACCCAU
Conger conger (European conger) is the source of this 1692-nucleotide messenger RNA. It is a transcript of the gene dimt1l, whose product is annotated as DIM1 dimethyladenosine transferase 1-like (S. cerevisiae). Lineage: Eukaryota; Metazoa; Chordata; Actinopteri; Anguilliformes; Congridae. Bases 312 to 1169 code for a protein of 285 amino acids. The record is from RefSeq and is a predicted model, not a curated record. Gene Ontology annotation, biological process: rRNA methylation. The transcript is spliced from 12 exons. Gene Ontology annotation, cellular component: mitochondrial matrix. Gene Ontology annotation, molecular function: rRNA (adenine-N6,N6-)-dimethyltransferase activity.